Molecule: messenger RNA, 4613 nt
Organism: Equus quagga
Lineage: Eukaryota; Metazoa; Chordata; Mammalia; Perissodactyla; Equidae
Gene: EPHB2
Product: EPH receptor B2
Exons: 15
Coding region: 10-2904 (964 amino acids)
Biological process (GO): central nervous system projection neuron axonogenesis; protein phosphorylation; cell surface receptor protein tyrosine kinase signaling pathway
Cellular component (GO): neuron projection; plasma membrane
Molecular function (GO): transmembrane-ephrin receptor activity; ATP binding; protein binding
Source: RefSeq, a predicted model, not a curated record
GAAACGCUGAUGGACUCCACCACUGCCACGGCGGAGCUGGGCUGGAUCGUGCAUCCUCCAUCAGGGUGGGAAGAGGUGAGCGGCUACGACGAGGACAUGAACACAAUCCGCACGUACCAGGUGUGCAAUGUGUUUGAGUCGAGCCAGAACAACUGGCUACGGACCAAGUUCAUCCGGCGCCGCGGCGCCCACCGCAUCCACGUGGAGAUGAAGUUCUCGGUGCGCGACUGCAGCAGCAUCCCCAGCGUGCCCGGCUCCUGCAAGGAGACCUUCAACCUCUAUUACUAUGAGGCCGACUUUGACUCGGCCACCAAGACCUUCCCCAAUUGGAUGGAGAAUCCGUGGGUGAAGGUGGACACCAUCGCGGCCGAUGAGAGCUUCUCCCAGGUGGAUCUGGGUGGCCGGGUCAUGAAGAUCAACACCGAGGUGCGAAGCUUCGGGCCCGUGUCCCGCAGCGGCUUCUACCUGGCCUUCCAGGACUACGGCGGCUGCAUGUCCCUCAUCGCCGUGCGCGUCUUCUACCGCAAGUGCCCCCUCAUCAUCCAGAAUGGCGCCAUCUUCCAGGAGACGCUGUCGGGGGCCGAGAGCACGUCGCUGGUGGCCGCCCGGGGCAGCUGCAUCGCCAAUGCUGAGGAGGUGGACGUGCCCAUCAAGCUCUACUGUAACGGGGACGGCGAGUGGCUGGUGCCCAUCGGGCGCUGCAUGUGCAAAGCGGGCUUCGAGGCCGUGGAGAAUGGUACCGUCUGCCGAGGUUGCCCAUCUGGAACCUUCAAGGCCAACCAGGGGGACGAGGCCUGCGCCCACUGCCCCAUCAACAGCCGGACCACGUCCGAAGGGGCCACCAACUGCGUCUGCCGCAACGGCUACUACCGAGCAGACCUGGACCCCCUGGACAUGCCCUGCACAACCAUUCCCUCCGCACCCCAGGCCGUGAUCUCCAGUGUCAACGAGACCUCGCUCAUGCUGGAGUGGACCCCGCCCCGCGACUCGGGAGGCCGCGAGGAUCUCGUCUACAACAUCAUCUGCAAGAGCUGCGGCUCGGGCCGGGGUGCCUGCACCCGCUGUGGGGACAACGUGCAGUACGCACCCCGCCAGCUGGGCCUGACCGAGCCGCGCAUUUACAUCAGCGACCUGCUGGCCCACACCCAAUACACCUUCGAGAUCCAGGCCGUGAACGGCGUCACCGACCAGAGCCCCUUCUCACCUCAGUUCGCUUCCGUGAACAUCACCACCAACCAAGCAGCUCCAUCGGCCGUGUCCAUCAUGCACCAGGUGAGCCGCACCGUGGACAGCAUCACCCUGUCGUGGUCCCAGCCCGACCAGCCCAAUGGCGUCAUCCUGGAUUAUGAGCUGCAGUACUAUGAGAAGGAGCUCAGUGAGUACAACGCCACAGCCAUAAAAAGCCCCACCAACACGGUCACCGUGCAGGGCCUCAAAGCCGGCGCCAUCUAUGUCUUCCAGGUGCGGGCACGCACCGUGGCGGGCUACGGGCGCUACAGCGGCAAGAUGUACUUCCAGACCAUGACGGAAGCUGAGUACCAGACGAGCAUCCAGGAGAAGCUGCCACUCAUCAUUGGCUCCUCGGCGGCUGGCCUGGUCUUCCUCAUUGCCGUGGUUGUCAUCGCCAUCGUGUGUAACAGAAGACGGGGGUUUGAGCGUGCCGACUCGGAGUACACGGACAAGUUGCAGCACUACACCAGCGGCCACAUGACCCCAGGCAUGAAGAUCUACAUCGACCCUUUCACCUACGAGGACCCCAACGAGGCCGUGCGGGAGUUUGCCAAGGAAAUUGACAUCUCCUGCGUCAAAAUUGAGCAGGUGAUCGGAGCAGGGGAGUUUGGCGAGGUCUGCAGUGGCCACCUGAAACUGCCAGGCAAGAGGGAGAUCUUUGUGGCCAUCAAGACGCUCAAGUCGGGCUAUACCGAGAAGCAACGCCGGGACUUCCUGAGUGAGGCCUCCAUCAUGGGCCAGUUCGACCACCCCAACGUCAUCCACCUGGAGGGUGUUGUCACCAAGAGCACGCCUGUGAUGAUCAUCACCGAGUUCAUGGAGAACGGCUCCCUGGACUCCUUCCUCAGGCAAAACGACGGGCAGUUCACAGUCAUCCAGCUGGUGGGCAUGCUCCGGGGCAUCGCGGCCGGCAUGAAGUACCUGGCGGACAUGAACUACGUGCACCGCGACCUGGCCGCCCGCAACAUCCUCGUCAACAGCAACCUGGUCUGCAAGGUGUCUGACUUUGGGCUCUCACGCUUUCUGGAGGACGAUACCUCAGACCCCACCUACACCAGCGCCCUGGGCGGGAAGAUCCCCAUCCGCUGGACGGCCCCAGAAGCCAUCCAGUACCGAAAGUUCACCUCGGCCAGCGACGUAUGGAGCUAUGGUAUCGUCAUGUGGGAGGUGAUGUCCUACGGGGAGCGGCCCUACUGGGACAUGACCAACCAGGACGUCAUCAACGCCAUAGAGCAGGACUAUCGGCUGCCGCCGCCCAUGGACUGCCCCAGCGCCCUGCACCAGCUCAUGCUGGACUGCUGGCAGAAGGACCGCAACCACAGGCCCAAGUUCGGCCAGAUCGUCAACACGCUGGACAAGAUGAUCCGCAACCCCAACAGCCUCAAAGCCAUGGCGCCUCUCUCCUCUGGAAUCAACCUGCCACUGCUGGACCGCACGAUCCCCGACUACACCAGCUUUAACACGGUGGCCGAGUGGCUGGAGGCCAUCAAGAUGGGGCAGUACAAGGAGAGUUUCGCCAACGCAGGCUUCACCUCCUUUGACGUCGUGUCGCAGAUGGUGAUGGAGGACAUUCUCCGGGUUGGGGUCACCUUGGCCGGCCACCAGAAAAAAAUCCUGAACAGUAUCCAGGUGAUGCGGGCACAGAUGAACCAGAUCCAGUCCGUGGAGGUUUGACGUUCACCGGCCUCAGCUCGCCUCUUCCUCCAGGCCCCGCCCCCUCCGCCCACGCCCCGCCCCCUGGCUCUCCGUCCACCGCGGGGCCAGCCCCUGCAGGGAGGCCGCGGACCACAGGGAGAACCACGCAGCGCCCCGGCCGUGAGACGUCACCACGAGCACGUGCAACUCAGAUGAUGGAAAAAAGGGAAUGGGGACAAAAGAAAAUAGAUCCUGGGAGGGGGCGGGAAAUACAAGGAAUAUUUUUUAAAGAGGAUUCUAAUAAGGAAAGCGAUCAUUGUUCCUGGGGAAAAAAAGGGCUUGGGAGAUCCCUGCGAUUUGUCCAAUCGGAGACCAAAAGCAGUUUCUCUCCAACUCCCUCUGGGAAGGUGACCUGGCCAGAGCCUAGAAACACUUUCAGGAAAACAAAUGUGAAGGGGAGCUGCACGGGCCACCCUUCUCUCCUGUCCCCAGGCUGUUCUUCCAGACCCUGCUCAACAGCCACGAGCCGGGCGGACGGGCGGACGGGCAGGCGAUGGACAGGCAGCCACCCCGGCAACCACUCUGGGAAAGCCCGUUCCCACUGCCACUGGGCAAACAGAAGAAUUUUUCAGUCUUUGGAGAAUAUUUCAGAAACUCCAAUGAAAGAGGCUUGUUUCUCCCGUCGGCACAUGGGGCUGAAAAGGGGCUUUUGUCCUCCUGGGUCAGGGAGAAAGGUCACCUUCCUGAGGAUGGCCGCCCCCAGGUCUGCGGCUCCACGCCCACCCCGGCCCGCUGGGUGCCCACCCCGCCAGCCCCCACCUGGAGGACUGCAGUGACUGCCGUCAGCUACGACUGCCACUGAGGAUUGCUCCUGCGUCUGGGUUUGUUUACAGCGAUUGGUGGACUCGGGGGCGUUUGGUCAGGGGCGGAUUUGGUUUGGGGGGGGGUGUGUGCUGGUUUUUUUAUGACAAUGAAGUGACACUUGGACAUUUUCCUCCCUUUUGAGGACUUGAUCCUUCUCCAGGAAGAAGGGCUUUCUGCUUACUGACUUAGGCAAUACACCAAGGGCGAGAUUUUAUAUGCACAUUUCUGGAUUUUUUAUAUGGUUUUCAUUGACACCCUUUCCUCCUCCCCCCCGAGUAGAGUUCCCACCUGCUGCCAGGCCUCACCAAAGCCAACUGCCACGGGGCCAUCUGGGCCUUUCCGAGACUGAGCGAGAUUGGGGCAGAGGGUGGGGGGCCAAGGUGGGAGAGCAUCCCACCCCGGGACUCUCUGAAAGCGACAGAUUGAGAAGUGAGCGGGCUCUGAGGCUGCAGAACCAGAAGUCUUUGCCCACAACUCCACUCUCCUUCUGCCCCAGUCUGUCCAGUACUUUCCAGGCAGAUAGGCCCCUCCAAGGUUCCUGAGUGCCCUCAGAUGGCCAGAACCCAGUUUCAGCUCUGGGAGCCUAAACCAGGCUGCAUCAGAGGCCAGGACCCAGAUCAUUCACUGUGAUACCCAGCCGACCAGAGCGUCACCCUCAGACACAUGCAGGCAUGCUGCUUUGCUCCCCUGGGGAGAAACUGUGUGAUUUCUCUCCCACCUCCUUCCCUCCACCAGAACUUUGCCCAGGUCUGAAGGUCGUGGCCUUGGGAAAACCAUCAGCCAAGGGGUCUGCCCACAGACUCUCCUGUGAGCAAAUGCAGGCACCUGAGCAGAACAACCGGUUAGUGAAUUGAAUGGAAAUAAAUGCUUUAGUUAUAAAAUGA